AUGCAGCCCAUCACCCUGCAGAACCUCUCCAUAUGUUUCCAGCUCCUCAUGUUCUCCUGUCAGACUCAGGGGGAGAAUCAACCGUCUCCUAAUUUUAACCAGUACGUGAGGGACCAGGGGGCCGUGAGCGACCAGCUGAGCCGGCGGCAGAUCAGGGAGUACCAGCUCUACAGCCGGACCAGUGGCAAGCACGUCCAGGUGAAUGGCAAGCGGAUCUCCGCCACCGCCGAGGACGGCAACAAAUUCGCCUGGCUCCUGCCAGGAGAAGCCCUUUGGACGGACACUUUUGGGAGCCGCGUCCGUAUCAAGGGGGCCGAGAGUGAGAAGUACAUCUGCAUGAGCAAGAGGGGCAAGCUCAUUGGGAAACCCAACGGCAAGAGCAAGGACUGCAUCUUUACGGAGAUCGUGCUGGAGAACAACUACACAGCUUUCCAAAACGCCCGCUACGAGGGCUGGUACAUGGCCUUCACCCGCAAGGGCCGGCCCCGAAAAGCCUCCCGCAGCCGCCAGAACCAGCGGGAAGCCCAUUUCAUCAAACGUCUCUACCGGGGGCAGCUGCCCUUCCCCAACAACCCCGAGAGGCAGAAGCAGUUCGAGUUCGUGGGCUCGUCCUCCCCCCCCCCCCGCACCCGCCGCACCCCCGCCCCCCCCCGCGCCCCUCGCCCCCGCACGUAA
This is a messenger RNA of Calidris pugnax (ruff), 675 nucleotides long. It is a transcript of the gene FGF17, whose product is annotated as fibroblast growth factor 17. The transcript has 5 exons. Gene Ontology annotation, molecular function: type 2 fibroblast growth factor receptor binding; growth factor activity; type 1 fibroblast growth factor receptor binding. Gene Ontology annotation, biological process: positive regulation of cell population proliferation; animal organ morphogenesis; cell differentiation. Gene Ontology annotation, cellular component: cytoplasm. NCBI's taxonomy places the organism in Eukaryota, Metazoa, Chordata, Aves, Charadriiformes, Scolopacidae. The record is from RefSeq and is a predicted model, not a curated record. The coding region runs from base 1 to 675 and encodes 224 amino acids.